AUGGCUCCUCUCGAAUCAGAUGCCUUUUUCGCCGCCUGCUUUAGGAAUCUCAAGGAGAAACCUAAUGUCGACUUCGACAAAGUGGCUGAGGAGACUGGUAUGAGCGUUGGUGGUUCCAAAAACAAGUUUCGCGAUCUCAUGAGGAAGCUUGGAGUAGGCGAGGCAGGCAACAAGGCUGACACAGAGAAGAAGCCCGCUGCCAAAGCCAAGGCCAAGGCCACUGAGAAGGCUCCAAAAACGACUGGCACGAAACGAAAAGCUCCUGCCAAGAAGGUGGAAGUACCACCCACCUCCGAUGCCGAAGACGAAGUGGAGGUCCAGCAGUCUGACGCUGCCGAAGAUGGAUCAGAGCACUCCCAGCCUGAGUCACCAAAGAAGAAACAAAAGACUACCAAAGCUGCUCCUGCUCCUAAGAAGACUACCAAGGCCACAAAGAAGCCUGAAGCCAAGCCUAUUUCACCUGACAGCUCUGAACCUUCUUCCAAUGAGUCUUCUGGCGAAUCCGACAUCGAGAUGCAGCCGGCUCCUCCUCGCCCUGGAAAGAAGGAGCCAAAGCCAGCUGCCACCAAGAAAGGCACUGCCAAGAAGGUUGAUAAGAAGAAGGGAGCUGAAGCGGAUGAUUCUGCUUCUGAGCCCGAACCAAAGAAGCCUGUCAAGGAGGCCCCUAAGAAGACUACAGCACCAAAGGGCAAAGCCAAAACUGCCAAAGCAAAGCAGGUUGCAGAAGUCGAGAAGGAGGAAGACGAAACCAAGGACGAUGAAGGUUCUGGGGUUGAGGCUGCUCCCAAGACCAAGGGCAAGACACAUUCUCGAAAACCAUCCAAGUCAACCAAGGACACUGAAGUCAAGGUCAACGUCCCUGCACGAGCUGCCCCAACUGAGGAUGCUAUUGAGGAGGAAAAGGCUGAGGAUGGUGCUGAAGCUAAGGUCGACGAGGGCGUGGGCGAUACUGUCAACGAAGGAAAUGGCGAAGACACCAUCGAGCUCAACACUGGCGUUGGCGAAGUUAGCGAGACCUAG
This is a messenger RNA of Lithohypha guttulata, 1020 nucleotides long. RefSeq lists its product as uncharacterized. The coding region runs from base 1 to 1020 and encodes 339 amino acids. The transcript is spliced from 2 exons. The record is from RefSeq and is a predicted model, not a curated record. NCBI's taxonomy places the organism in Eukaryota, Fungi, Ascomycota, Eurotiomycetes, Chaetothyriales, Trichomeriaceae.